Capsaspora owczarzaki ATCC 30864 is the source of this 2098-nucleotide messenger RNA. RefSeq names its product RIO kinase 3. Gene Ontology annotation, cellular component: cytosol; preribosome, small subunit precursor. The record is from RefSeq and is a predicted model, not a curated record. The transcript is spliced from 6 exons. Lineage: Eukaryota; Filasterea; Ministeriida; Capsasporidae. Gene Ontology annotation, molecular function: protein serine/threonine kinase activity; ATP binding. The coding region runs from base 66 to 2012 and encodes 648 amino acids. Gene Ontology annotation, biological process: protein phosphorylation; maturation of SSU-rRNA.
CAUUUUCCCCAAAUUUGCUUCGCUUUCAUUCUAUUAUUCUGCCUGUGAUUUUUUUUUUUUUUGGAAUGGCGACUUUGACUGGUGCUGCGACUGGUGCUGCGACUGCUGGUGCUGCGACUGGUGAAGCAGGUCCGACGGCUCCUACGAGUGCUGCUGCGACCGGCAAGAGCGCGUGGCGACCAAUGUCGUGCAAGCCUGCCGUUGCGUCGCUGCAGACCCUCAUGGACGAGGAGCUCGCGCGCAAGCUCGCCCUGCAGGACACCUCGACAAAGCCUGCUCCUCAUGAUGCUGAUGCUGCUGCUGCUGCUGCAAUGACGGCAGUGGCGUUGAGCGACAAGAAGGGCAAACGUGCUGCCGUCGCCACCGCCGAGUUUGAUGACGCGCGUGGCAAGCCGACUCCCUCGAGCAAGACUACUGCUGCUGCUGGAUCUGCAUCGUCACAGCACGGUGGCAAGACGCUGCGGUCGGCGGUGAGCGACGAAGACUACGACGACUGCAGCGAAGGCGACGAGUUUGACGAUUUCACGGACGACUACGACGAUGAUGACAACGACGACGAAGAUGAGCAUGGACAAGACAAGCCUGCGGCUGCUGCUGAUGAAACAGACCCCGAUUUGCUGCUGGCGCUCGAGCUGAGCCGAAUUGCACAGGAAGACGGCAACCAGCGGGAGGAUUCGCCCGACAACGACUUGGUCAUUGCCGCCAUGCUCCAGCGCCAGUUUGAUCUCGAGUACAACGAGGAGGUUGCUCGGUCCGAGCGCAAGAUGAACAUUCCCGGCUCGAAGGUGGCCAUGUCGCUCCACCAUCACCGAGUCAAUGUGCUCAGCGAUGACAAUGACAGCGCCGACGAUGACGACAGUGACAACGACGAUGAUGUGCUUCAUGAUCCCACCGUCGUGCGUGAUGGUCCCAUUCAAGGCCAGCUGAUCAGCGGCGCUGCCGAAGGCCACGGGAACCUGCCCCGCGGUCGCCGACGAGGUGGUCUCAACAGCAUCACCAAGCACGACGCCUCCGCAUGCAAUCUCCGCAACGCGCGCAAAAUCGAGCGAUUCCCUCCAAACUUCCAAUCAGGCCACAUUGGUAACGACGGCGACAUUCGAAUCUCGUCUGUUGCGUUCAACAAGCUGCGCGAGCACUCCAAGAAGGAGGAGAACAACCGGCAACGACAGCACGGUCGCCAGGACCACUCGACGCACGCUUUGGUCAUGGAUUCGCGCACCCGCAUGAUCAUUUACAAGAUGGUCAACAAUGGCUCGCUGCUCGAGGUCAACGGCGUCAUUUCGACGGGCAAGGAGGCUGCCGUGUACCACGCGUUUGGCAACCCCGAGCCCGACGAGGACGCGCCCGACGCUGUUGCCAUGCCUGCGGAAGUCGCCAUCAAGAUCUUCAAGACCACCCUCAACGAGUUCCGCAACCGCAAGGACUACAUGGAGGACGAUUUCCGCUUCCAGGACAAGCACUCCAAGCAAAACCCUCGCAAAGUGAUCAAGCUGUGGGCCGAAAAGGAGACUCAUAAUCUCGCCAAACUGGCUGCGGCCGGAAUCAACUGCCCGGAGGUGGUAGUCUUGCGACAGCACUUGCUCGUCAUGACCUUCCUCGGUGAGGAUGGCGUACCAGCACCCAAGUUGAAGGAGGCACGACUGGAGUCUGCCGCUCUCGAGGCGUGCUACGACCAGGUCGUGGACAUGAUGACGCGCAUGUACAAUGUGUGCCACCUCGUGCAUGCAGACUUGAGCGAGUAUAACAUUCUGUUUUGGCAGGACGAGCCCUACUUUAUUGAUCUGUCCCAAGCAGUGGACACGAUGCACCCUCAGGCCCUGCUCUUCCUGUUGCGCGAUUGCGAGAAUGUGACGCGGUUCUUUGCCCAACGAGGCGCCGCCAACUGCAUGUCCGCUGGCGAGCUUUUCAGUGCCGUUUCGGGCAUUGAUGUUCCCUCUGAGGAUUCUGUGCGUUACGUCCACGAUGUCCAAGAGGAGCGCAAUGCCUUCCAGGCCGCCCGCGCAGUGUGCUAAAGCCCCUUGAACGGCGUGUACCACAACUUUUGUGAAUUUUGAUUAAACUAAACUUGAAAUUGUAAUGAAACCAAAAGCUAAAGCAA